CAUCAAUGUGUAUAGGCGGUUACACACGGACGUGGAUGUCUUAAUACAUAUACGUGCAUACAUCAACGUGCAGACAACAACGUGCAUGGCGCUUUUGUUAAGACGCUCGCACAAAACUGCAGUCUUGCUAUUCUUGCUACAGUAUUCCGAGUGUGCAUACAAAAUUGACAUUCAAAAACGCGACGACAUUUUGCAUUCACAUUGAUGUUUUUGUUUGCGCGUUCAUCUAUGUGCGUACAUGUUUUCAGACAUCCACGUCCGUGUGUAACCGCCUUAUGCAAAAUAUCGUCGCGUUUUUGAAUGUGGAAUCCAAUUCGCUAGAAAUUUUGUAUGCACACUCGGAUUACUGUAGCAAGACUGCAGUUUUGUGCGAGCGUCUGUACAAACGCGACAUGCACGUUUUUGUUUGCACGUUGAUGUAUGCAUGUAUAUGUAUCAAGACAUCCACGUCCGUGUGUAACCGCCUUAUUAAUAAAUUACUAAAAUAAAUAUUCCUUGCAAUCGCAAUCCUAGCUCUAAGCAUAAAACUUAUGGAUAACCUCUUUCGUAGUAACCUUGAUUAUAUUUAUAUCCUUGUCUGCUUCAUUAGAUUCUAUUGCUCUCUCUGUCUAACCUAGGAAAGCAAGAAGAAAAUAAUAUGACAUGACAUCCUAUCCUAACCUCAUUUUUGCUCCACAAACGCACUUUACUUGGGUUGAUUUUGUUUUUCCUGUAUGGGGCUCAAAAUGAGCACUAAAAAACCUCUGGUGGUGAUUUUGGGGUCGACGGGAACAGGAAAAACUAAAUUGUCGUUGGAAUUGGCUGCCAGGUUCAAUGGGGAAAUUAUAGGAGCCGAUUCUAUGCAAGUAUACAAAGAACUAGAUAUAGUAUCAGCAAAAGCCACAAAACAAGAACUAUCAACAGUUCCCCAUCACAUGAUCAACAUCCUAAACCCUCACGAAAAAUUCACUGUCCUGGAAUACAGAAACCGCGUCUUGCCAGUCAUAGACGACAUAUUUAAGCGCGACAAACUACCUAUAAUAGUUGGCGGUACCAAUUACUACAUCGAAUCAAUAUUGUGGAAGAUUCUGGUGCAAGAGCCUCACGAAAAACUGGACUUUGAAGUGGGAGUUUUGCCAAACAACGAGCACAAAUUGUCUAGCAGGGAGUUGCAUGAAAAGUUGACCAAAUUGGAUCCCGUAAGUGCCAAGCGGUUGCAUCCGAAUAACAAAAGGAAAAUUAUGAGGUCUUUAGAGGUGCUCUAUCAGCAAGGCAAAAAGCACAGCGAUAUUUUAGAAGAGCAAGGCAAUGGUUCUAAAUCUGGAGGAGGUUUAAGAUAUGACAAUGUUGUGGUUUUUUGGUUGAGGUGUUGCCAGGAGGUUUUGAACAAGAGACUGGAUGACAGGGUGGAUAAAAUGAUCGAGGAUGGAUUACUGGAGGAGUUGAUGAAUUUUCAUAAAUUGUAUAAUGAGGAGAGAUUAAAAGACAACAGCCAAGUAGACUACACAAAAGGCAUAUUCCAAACCAUCGGUUUCAAAGAAUUUCACGAAUACUUGAUGCUGAACCAGGAGGAAAAGGACAGUGAGCUGGGAAAGAAAAAAUUGGAAGAAGGCCUUGAAAAGCUCAAAAUCGGUUCCAAAAGAUAUUCAAAAAAGCAAACCAAAUGGGUGAUCAAUCGGUUUUUGGCCAGAAAAGACAGACAGGUCCCGCCCAUAUACAGUUUGGACUCCACUAGUUUACCACUGUGGGAAAAAUGCGUCGCCGGACCAAGCGUCCUUAUAGUGCAAAGUUACUUAUCGAAAACUGCAUGCGAAAUUCAACCGAUUCCUUUGGUGGAAAAAGAGUCUGUGCCUUAUACUUCCGAAAUGACUUACUCGUGUAAAGUGUGUGAUAAAGUGUUAGUGAGUUCGCAACAGUUUGAAAUUCACAUGAAAUCGCGCCGGCAUAGAAAUAUGUUGGAAAGAGUUAGUAAAAUUCCAAAAUGAGGAUUAGCUGAUUUAAGUGUGAGUCUUUUUUGUUUUUAAAUAAAUUGAAUGCUUGAUGAAAUUAG
This is a messenger RNA of Ceutorhynchus assimilis (cabbage seed weevil), 2029 nucleotides long. The record is from the annotation of a GenBank genome assembly. NCBI's taxonomy places the organism in Eukaryota, Metazoa, Arthropoda, Insecta, Coleoptera, Curculionidae.